Ricinus communis (castor bean) is the source of this 2383-nucleotide messenger RNA. Its product is annotated as MACPF domain-containing protein At1g14780. The record is from RefSeq and is a predicted model, not a curated record. Bases 251 to 2074 code for a protein of 607 amino acids. The transcript is spliced from 7 exons. NCBI's taxonomy places the organism in Eukaryota, Viridiplantae, Streptophyta, Magnoliopsida, Malpighiales, Euphorbiaceae. Gene Ontology annotation, biological process: regulation of salicylic acid mediated signaling pathway; plant-type hypersensitive response. Gene Ontology annotation, cellular component: plasma membrane.
GUCUCUUUUAUUUAUUUAUUUUUGUUUGUUUUCUUUUCGUCUGCAAUAGUUCCUUGCCUUGUUCGGCUUUAACUUAUUAUCAAAGAUAUUGAAAAAGUGGCUUUUCUGCUCCCAAACGUCUCACUCGGUGAAAUUAAAAAUACUUUGCUCAAAUUGAUAAUUACUUCCAGAAAUUACAGGAAUUCAAUUGAAACAGAAAAGAACAAGAGACAAGGAGGCAGAGAGAGAGAGAGACAGGCAGAGAGUAGAAAUGGAAGCAGAGAAGGGGAUGGAGGUAAGAGCGAUGGAAGCAAUAGGAAAAGGGUUUGAUUUAAGCAGUGAUUUUAAAUUGAAAUAUGCUAAAGAAAGGCUGUUAAAGGUUGAUGAUCAUAACAAGAGAGAUAUUAUAGUCCCUGGUGCUGCUGCUGUUACUAUUCCUAAUGUUCCUCAGGAUAUUCAGUGCGAUAAAGGCGAUCGAAUUCGCUUCAAAUCUGAUGUUCUCGACUUCAAUCAGAUGUCAGAGCUACUUAAUCAAAAAUCUUCCAUACAAGGAAAGAUUCCUUCAGGCUAUCUUAAUACUAUUUUUGAUUUAACUGGAGACUGGUUUCGUGAUGCUUCAGACACCAAAUAUCUUGCUUUUGAUGGUUACUUCAUCUCAUUGUACUACUUGCACCUAACAGCAUCUCCUCUAAUACUGCAACACAAAGUAAAGAAGUCUGUUCCCCCUCGUUGGGAUCCAGCAUCUUUGGCUAGGUUCAUCCGGACAUUUGGCACGCACAUAAUAGUAGGGAUGGCUGUUGGAGGUCAAGACUUAAUUUGUGUGAGACAGAAACCUAACUCGCCAAUUCCUCCUGCCGAGCUUAGAAAGCAUUUGGAGGAUCUUGGAGACUUUUUAUUUUCAGAUAGAAGAAGCCCGAGCCUAUUACAGAGGAAUAUAAGAGAUAGUAAUCACAAAGUUCCCGAGGUCUUUAAUCGCAUUUUGCAGUCAAAUACCAUGCAAUUGACCAGCAUUACAGAAACAUCAAGCAAAGAUGGCCUCACUAUCGUUUGUUCAAAAAGAGGAGGGGAUGUGUUCUCACACAGUCACUCCAACUGGCUCCAGACAGUACCUAUUAAACCAGAAGCAAUCCUCUUCAAAUUUGUACCUAUUACUUCUCUUCUUACCGGGAUUCCAGGCAGUGGUUAUCUUAGUCAUGCAAUCAAUUUAUAUCUGCGUUAUAAGCCUACUCCAGAGGAUUUGCAGUACUUCUUGGAAUUUCAAGUUCCAAAGCAAUGGGCACCUAUGUUUUGUGAGCUGCCUCUACGACAUCAAAGAAGAAAAGCUUCUAGCCCUUCUCUGAGAUUCAGCCUUCUGGGUCCAAAGAUAUAUGUUAGCUCUACCCAGGUCUCAUGCGAUAAAAGACCUGUGCUUGGUCUCCGCUUGUACUUAGAAGGGAAGAAAUGCAAUCAACUAGCAUUACAUCUACAGCACCUGUCAAGCCUUCCAAAUACCAUGGCCUUUCCUUCAACAGACACCACCACAUGCAGGCCAUGCCAAUGGCGAGGUUCUGAUGAUUAUCAAUUUAGUGACCAGUUCCUGGAACCAGUUAGAUGGAAGCGAUAUUCUAAGGUGUGCACGUCUGUUGUUAAGCAUGAUCCCAACUGGUUGCAGGGAGAUUCAGGGGGCGUUUUUAUUGUGACAGGAGCACAGCUCCUGAGUAAAGGGAAGUGGCCAAAGACAGUACUCCACCUUUGUCUUCUGUUCACUCACUUGCCAAAUUGCACCAUCAGGAAAACGGAGUGGGCUGCUGCACCAGAAGCAUCUCAUAAGUCGAGUUUCCUCACUAAUCUGAGCACAACAUUCACAUUCACUCAGCGAACCACCACUGCUGGUCAAGGAAAGCAACCUCCAGCUGCUCUCAACUCUGGUGUAUAUCCGGAUGGUCCUCCAGUUCCAAUUCGCUCUGGAAAACUGCUUAAAUAUGUGGAAACAGCUGAGGUUGUGCGAGGUGCGCAUGAUGCUCCUGGACAUUGGUUAGUAACAGCUGCUAAGCUAGUAACUGAGGGCAGCAAGAUAGGUUUGCAUGUGAAGUUCGCAUUGUUAGACUAUCCAUGAACUUGUGCAUAUUGUGGAACUCAGCUAUGCUCUUUUUCUUUUUCUUCUUUUUUUUUUUUUAAUUUUUUUUUUCUUUUCUACAUUUAUAACAUUCUUUUCCGAGUAGGUGUGGCAUUUGAGGGAGUUGGCCAAUAGUUUGUACAGAAGAAAACGGCAGAGAAGUGUUUUUAUAUGGUUGAGGUGACUUACAAAGUUGCCUUUUGGUUUGUAAGAAUGGGCAUUGCCAUUUGUUUUCUCUUUGGAGCUGAGGUAUUGUCUCGUACUGCAGAAAGUUGUGAAAUAAUUAAGCCUGAAAUUAAUUAAGCAUCA